AUGGAUCCAACACACAAGCUAGUGUAUGUACAUCAGGUCACUGUGGAAACCCUAGCAGGGCCAGGGCAGCACGGGUUCGUCAUCAACGUGUUGUCUGACGAGAGCUGCCCCGGGCUGCUUGUUUCUAUCCUGGAGGCGUUUGAUGAGAUGGGCCUCAGCCUACUCCCAGCCACGGGAGAGAUGCAGAACCAGGUGGAUAAUGUGGAUGAGCAUGUCGUGAAGCAAGCCGUGCUCCAGGCCAUCAGGACCUGCUCAUCACAAGGCUGUCGCCAACAACAAGAGUAG
Molecule: messenger RNA, 285 nt
Organism: Miscanthus lutarioriparius
Lineage: Eukaryota; Viridiplantae; Streptophyta; Magnoliopsida; Poales; Poaceae
Source: the annotation of a GenBank genome assembly